This is a messenger RNA of Plectropomus leopardus (leopard coralgrouper), 2115 nucleotides long. It is a transcript of the gene slc15a1a, whose product is annotated as solute carrier family 15 member 1a. Gene Ontology annotation, molecular function: transmembrane transporter activity. The record is from RefSeq and is a predicted model, not a curated record. Gene Ontology annotation, biological process: oligopeptide transport; transmembrane transport. Gene Ontology annotation, cellular component: membrane. Lineage: Eukaryota; Metazoa; Chordata; Actinopteri; Perciformes; Serranidae.
UUCUCCUACUAUGGCAUGCGAGCUGUCCUGGUGCUGUACUUUAAGUACUUCUUGCGCUGGGAUGAUGACUUGGCUACCUCCAUCUACCAUGUCUUUGUGGCUCUCUGCUACCUGACCCCCAUCCUUGGGGCCAUUGUGGCUGACUCAUGGCUUGGAAAGUUCAAGACUAUCAUCUACUUGUCGAUUGUCUAUGCGAUUGGCCAGAUUGCGAUGGCUGUCAGUGCAAUCCACGAUAUCACUGACGAAGACAGAGACGGGACACCAGACAACAUGACCUAUCAUAUUGUGUUGUCCAUGGUGGGUCUCUUCCUCAUCGCUCUUGGUACUGGUGGCAUCAAACCUUGUGUUGCUGCUUUUGGUGGAGACCAAUUCGGUGACCAUCAGGAAAACCAAAGGAGAACCUUCUUCUCUGUCUUCUACCUGUGCAUCAAUGGUGGGAGUCUCCUGUCAACCAUUAUCACUCCAAUCCUGAGAGCUCAGGAAUGUGGCAUCUACACUGCGCAGAAGUGUUAUUCGUUGGCCUUCGGUGUCCCUGCAGUUCUAAUGGUGGUUGCACUCGUGGUGUUUAUCGUUGGAAGUGGUAUGUACUACAAAGCUGAGCCACAGGGAAACAUCAUGCUGGAUGUGUGUAAAUGUAUUGGGUUUGCCAUUAAAAAUCGCUACAAGCACAGAAGCAACCAGUACCCAAAGAGGCAGCACUGGAUGGACUGGGCAGAGGAGAAAUAUGAUAAACUCCUCAUUGCUCAAAUCAAAAUGGUGCUGAGGGUGCUCUUUUUGUACAUCCCGCUCCCGAUGUUCUGGACUCUGUUUGACCAAAAGGGUUCUAGAUGGACUCUGCAAGCCACCACCAUGGAUGGAAACUUUGGGGCACUUGUUAUACAGCCUGAUCAGAUGCAGACUGUCAACCCCAUCCUGAUCCUCACUCUGGUGCCGAUCAUGGACAGCCUCAUCUACCCUCUCAUCAAAAAAUGUGGCCUAAAUUUUACACCUCUGAAAAGAAUGACAGUCGGGAUGAUUCUGGCAGCUAUAGCUUUUGUCUGUGCUGCUUUAGUUCAGACUCAAAUUGAUAAAACAUUGCCCACCUUCCCAUCUGCCUCUCAGAGUCAGCUGAAAUUACUCAACAUGGGCACCAGUCAGGUGACGGUUAAUCUUCCCGGGAAUGAUCCUCUGGUACUUCCUGCAGCUCAGGCCAGCAGUGAAUUCUUCACAUUUGAUGCGGACAUAAUGGUUGUUUCAAUAGGCAGCCCUGCGGUGACGAGAUCUGUUCCUCUGACCAAAAAAAAGCGUCAAACUCUUCUGAUUCCCUUAAACAUCACUGAAGAAUGGCUGUUGACUGAGGAUUUGACUUCGAAACCAGAAGAAGGCAAUAAUGCAAUCCGAUUUAUAAAUGGAAUGAAUACAGAAGUGAACGUUUCAACUUCUGCAGACGACUUUGAACUGAUUGAGCCAUUUUCUUAUACCAACUACUCCGAGAUAAAAAAUGGAAAGUCCCUCUUCACCAUAUGGAGAGGUUCACAGAAAUGUGAAUACAGCAGAGAGUUUGGAUUUGGAAGUUCUUAUACCUUCUUCAUUCCCAGCACUUUUGACUUUGGACCAAAUUGUCACGAGUCUAUUUCUGCAGCAGAAGACAUCAAGCCCAACUCAGUUCACAUGGCUCUGCAGAUCCCACAGUACUUCUUCAUCACCGCUGGUGAAGUGAUGUUUUCUGUUACAGGUCUGGAGUUCUCCUACUCACAGGCACCGAGUAACAUGAAAGCCGUGCUGCAAGCAGGCUGGUUGUUUACUGUUGCUAUUGGCAACUUCAUCGUACUGAUUGUGGCCGAGCUUGCAAAGAUUCCCAAACAGUGGGCGGAGUACGUCCUGUUUGCCUGCCUCUUGUUUGCAGUGUGUUGCAUCUUCUCCAUCAUGGCGUAUUUCUACACUUACAUCGACCCUUCAGCGAUAGAGGCCCAGUUCAAGAACGUUAAUAAGGAUGAUGAGGAUGAUAAAGACCGGCUGCAGAAGGCAGAAAUUGAGAUGGUCAAGAGAGACUCAGUUAAAAGCAACUCAUUUAAAAGAGACUCAGUUAAAAGUCACAAAGAUUAUGAUGAUGCAGACAAACAGACCCACAUGUGA